GAGCUGGCUCCUGAGGUCGGAAUGGCUGUAGUUACUCAGGCCCAGCGUGGCCACAUGCUUGAUGCAGAAAUCAGAGGAGAAAGCCAGAACUCGUAACCUCACUCUGGGUUGAAGAAACACCCUUCUCUCCCUUUUCCCUAAAUCAUUAUGUGUCUCCUGGACACCUACUGUGUGCCUAGCUCUGUGCUAGAUAUUUUAGAAAAACGAACCAUGUUAGCAGGUCUCUGUAUCCUGGAGCUCACACCCCCUUUGUUUAUUUGCCUGUUACCCAUCCAUUGAACAGGCUUUGACUGACUGCUGACUAUGUGCUUCUCACGGAGGGUGACAGAGGCCUUGCACGUGUGCUCAGAUGACGUCACAUGUGGCAGGAGCUGAGCUUCAACAACAGUGAUGAUGGUGAAAACAGUACUGAGCAUUUGCCCCAAAUUCAUUAAGCAUGUGUCAAGAAUACACGCUUAAUAAAUGCUGGGCAAAUGCACCUCACCAUAUUGACAGCCUCUGGGGCACUUCCACACCCUGUCAUGCUGGCUCGUGUCCUAGGUGACAGAGGCCGUUAUGCGCACAGAGCCUGGCACACAGCAUCACGGCCGCUCGUUAGCCCCCUCCCGAAGGGCCUCGCCCGCGGCAGGGUUACAGGUGGGCACAGACACCCGUGUGGUCAUGGGACCCCAGGAGGCUGUGUCUCUGACUCUGUGUGUGAGGUGGCAGUGGCUGGUGGACCUCCGAGAAGAGGCUGCGUUGGAGCUAAGCCAGGAGGAAAUGAAGGGGCCUGUCUCUCGUGCCAGGGCAUUCAGACCACGGAGCUGGAGGCAGAGGCGCAGGCGCAGGGCUGUGCUUGUGCCUCAGUGAGCGGGGCUCCUUUGAGGCUCUGGGGGGAACCUGAGCUAACGAUGAAGAGGCCUGCGUACCCCACAAGCACAGACCUUGAACUGACCCCCAGGUCACAGGGAGCCAUGAAGGAGGGUGAGAGGCUCGGGGAGGGGGGGUCUGUGUGGGAAACGGAGGGAAAGAGUGUGUCUGUAGGCAGGAAAUUCAGGCAAUGACAUUGACAGCAAGACAAUGACGAUGCCAGCUUCCACUGCCUCGAUGCUGGCCCCCUGCCCCCAUGUACUGUCACUGCCUUCCCAGCAGACCUGAGAGUGCAGGGGAGGCACGGACAUGUCCCCACUCAUGUAGCCACAAGUGGACGCAGAGGAGUGUGGCUUCCUGAGAGCCCCUGAACCACUGAGCUGUCUGUGGGCCUGGGGCCUGAGCCCAAGGCCACCUGUGAGCCACUGCCGUGCUGCUGCACCUGGUCCCCGCACCCAUCCAGGUGAGAACUCAGGUAGCCAAUGGAUCUGUCAGAUGUAUCUCAUCAGGAGCCAACAGGUGACCUUCCUCCGUAGGCACCGGGCCCCAAGCUGUAGGGACACCACCCCCGGUUUGCAGUGAUGGUGGUGCCCAGGUUUUAUUUGACCAAAAGCCACCAAAUUAGCUGAGUGCUGCAGGGGUGUGGUUGGGCGACAGGGAGAAAAUGGAGGGUGGGGGUGGGCGUCAGCCUACUCUGUGGUUUGCCCAAGGGCUGGCCUGGUGCUUGGAGUGGGAGAAACAGCUCCCUUCCUAACCAACAUCCCUAGAAGGUGCGCUCACAGCCCACAGAGCUCUUAGAGGCGGCCAUCACCACCUAGUGGCCAAACAUACAGGCGCUCACGCACACAGCCACAGUUGCAUUCUUCUUCAGGUGACUUAAGACAAUUUGCAAGCAUAGAGCUCUACAGCAGUGGACCAAAGCGUGUCUAUCUUUACUUCAUGUGAGUCAUAUAGACAUUUAUUAGCACCUACUAUGUGCCAUCCACUGUGUUGUGUUGGGAAUGCAAAGGUGGCGGAGACCUCAGGACUAGAAGCCUCCUGUGGAACAGAUUGUUCACACAGUGGGCAGACGCUGCCAGUGGGGUCAGGGCUAGGCCAGGGGGGUGACAGGCAGGGCUGCCCGAGGACGGGGACGUGAAGAAGUGGAACUGCCGGGCGGCAGGUAGCGCACAACCGUGCAGAGCCCGGGGCAAGCGUGGAUGUGGCGGUAGCACCACGGGCGUUUCUGGUCUACUCUGGCUGCAGUGCGGACGCUGUGAAGCCGGUUGUGGGUGGCCGGGCUGGAACGGUGAGUUGGAGCAGGUGACAGGAUCCCUGCCAGCCGUGUGGCCUGAUAGGAAAGGGCCAGGCGUGCUCUCCACAGUGAAUGGAAAGGUUCCAAUAAACUCAACCAUGUCCAUUCACACAGAAAAAAGCUUCAGCACAUGCUCAGUAUCUACCAGAAAGCAGUUGACCAUUUUCUUUAAAAAUACAGAAAUGUAGGGUUUCCUGUCAUGCAAAAAAUUCUCCCUGGUUGGCCCCCCAUAGACAUCUGGGAAACCCUGAAUUGUCGGAUGGUCUUUCCUUGAGCCGCACCCUCCUAACAGGAAAUGCUACAAAUAAGUCACUGGCUACCGAUUGGGGCAGGCUGAGUUUUGCUUCUCUUGUUUACUUGUUUUUUCCUAAUCUCCUUGCCAGAGGGUUUUUAAAUUAUUUUAUUUAAGCCCCAAACCAUCGUGUUGAGGUGGUUCAAGAGGGUGACCCCAUUGAUCGGGACACCACAUGCCUUCUCAGUGGGUCCUUGUUUUGAUCUGAAGAUGUAGGCUUUAUCGGCCCUGUUUCCUAGCUGAGGAAACUGGCCCUGUGAUCACCGAGACCUCUUCCUCCCUGGCCAGCCACAGUCCCUCGCACUAUUGCUGUUCACCAUGAAGUCUAGAGGGCAACUCACAGCUUUGAUUAUGUAGAGCCCGCCCAGGUCCCCAGGGAGCGAGCAACAAAACAGCUAGAGGCAACUCCUUUGAGAAGCAUCUAUGUCCCUUUCUAAUUUUAGAAUUUCUCAAACUUCAAUGUGCAUAUGACUCACCCGGAGGCCUUGAUGAGAUGCAGGUCCUGAUUUGGUCUGGCGUGGGACAGAGAUUCUGCCUUUCUAAGGUGUUUCCAGGAGAUAUGGUACACCUGGAACUUCUGAACCACAGCUGGAAUAGUAGCUAAACUCUGAAAACCCACUAGGGGGCACCCUUCCCGCCUGCACUGGGCCUAAAUCACCUCCUCGUUCGCAUGAAGGGCUGCGAUUGGUCUUGCCAGAGAAUCCCCUCCACUCCCAUCAUCUCUGAUUGCACAGGCUCAACAUCCGUGAGAGGUGGAAAGUCCUCUUGGCACUUAAUUAGGAGCUUCCUUAGCCUUAUCUGGAGCUAUUUCUAUAAUCAACUAGGAGGGGAAAUAGUUGUCCCAAAGACAUAUUUCACUAAUAGCUUUUCUUUUUCUCCUUUUCACUCUGGUGGCUGAGCUCAGAAAUCAUGUUAUAUUGGAGGGGGAGAGCUGUGGGUGACAGGAGAAGAAGCCCAGUGAGGGAAGCCCAGUUAUGGAAACAUGGGGUACCUCUCACUGAUGCAAAGUUACUGAUUCAGCCAAUAAAGGGUUACCGAAUUUCUACUAUCCAUCACCCACAGUGCAGGUGGUGGGACUAUGGAGGAGGCCAAAGCUCAGCGUGCAAGGAGGGAUGUGGAAAGUCAAACAAGCUACGUACGAUGUUGAACCACCCAGAGAAGAUAGCCGAGCAGAUAAGUAAGGACCUUGCCUGGCUCGCCUCCCACCUCAUGGCUCUGUGGACCCAGUUCCUAGACGCGGUGACUCUCCACUCCCAGGUGACCAGCUAUCUCACACAGGAGCACCACACCUUGAGGGUCCGAAGGUUUUCCGAGGCCUUCUUUUACAUGGAGCACCAAAAACUUGCAGUCCUGACCUUCCAGGAAAACCUAAUACAGACCCACAGCCAGCUGUCUGUGGAUGUCCGGGACUCGGAGUACCUCACCACCAUGCCCCCGCUGCCCGCGGAGUGCCUGGACAUCGACGGCGACUGGAGUACCCUGCCCGUUAUCUUUGAGGACAGAUACGUGGACUGCCCUGCGACAGGGCAUAAUUUGAGUGUUUACCCUAACUUUGAUGUCCCAGCAACAAGUCCCACAAAACUGAGUCUAAAACACAGGGAAGAGAACCAGGUUGUAAAUAGAAAAUCGCCUUUAAGGGAAUGCCUCGUCUUGCCCGCCAUGAAACCGUCCCAAACGGACUCUGAUGAAGAGGUGAUGAGGUGUCCGGAACCGGAUGAGAAUGUAACCAAGGCAAAUCCCGUGGACGUGUGUUCUGAAUCUCAGGUGUAUCUGACAAUUGGGGAAUUCCAGAACAAAGAAGGUGUGCCUGAAGAUGAAUGUUGGCCUGGCCAAGGGCCUGAUGUCAGGACGCACCCCCUGACAGAUGAGGACCUGCCCAGGAGUCCAGGCCCAGAGGAUGCACUCACCUACAUGGAUGUGAAGUCCGGCACUAAGCGCCCCCGCAGAGCUGAACCCACAGCGGCCCCUGGUGCUCAGCAUGGGGGCUUUCGGGACAACUGUGAAGUAGACAGAACUCUGCUAAGUGAAGGGGAGGCAAGUGGGAGUCGUCCAUAUGCUAUCUCUUCAGAGAAAACAGCGCCCCACGAGGUAAGGACUGUAGAGAAGGGAGUUGACCGAGACGGAAGGACGCUGCUAAGCCUCAAGCUCCCCGCCAGUGAGCCCGGCGACCCACUAAACGCUGCAUGGAGGGACUCCCUGGAUGUCAGGGCUUCCCCCAAGGACCCGCCCACAGAGGAGCAGGAGGAAGUGUCAGUGGUUUCUGCGGAAAUCAAGCGGUCUUCUUCCCUCGUCUCUGACUCAGGCAUUGAGAGUGAGCCCAGCUCCGUGGCCUGGUCCGAGGCCCGAAGCAGGGCCCUGGAGCUGCCCAGUGACCGGGAAGCCUUGCACCAGCUGGUGCGGAGACAGGCCCUGCACAGGAACUCCUUGGAGGGCGGCCGCACGGAGAGCAACACGAGCUUGCCAAGUGGCAUCCAGGCGUCCCUCACCUCCAUCAGCUCUUUGCCUUUUGAGGAGGAGGAGCGGGAGCUGGCACUCACCAAACUGACCAAGUCCGUGUCUGCACCCCAGAUCAGCAGCCCAGAGGAGCCCGCUGCAGACACGGCUGCUGGACGGCAAGGGGGAGGUUUUACGGAAGCUCCAGCUGUGCGCCUCCAGAGCGGAGAGCCUCCAGGACGGGGCGUUCAACUUGGCGGUGGCUCCAGCACCCAGGACGCUGAGGCGGCCCAUCGUCUCGUGGAGGUGGCUUUGGAUGCUGCCCCCCAGCAGGGCCCUGGUUACAUGGACAUCCCCAAAGGGAACAAGAGCCACUUUGACCCCCAAGGACCCUGCUGCCUUGACGGCAGGACCGAGAACCCUCCAGGUGUUGAAGCCAAAGAUCUUAACUUACAAGGGCCAUAUGUCGCAGCCCUUGAAAACCCGAGGGACAGAGCUUUUCCUGGAGCACGAAUGGAGCCCCCAAAGAGCAUGUUUGCAGACCUGAAGGCGGGGAAAGGAGCUCUUUCCAACAGCGACAGCUCAGAUGCUGAGAGCCCCACUUGUCACACAGUGCCUGGGUCGAGUCGUACAUCAGCUAUUGAUGCCACCAACCCGGAUUCAGCCGGUGAGCGAAGCAGCUCCCCUUUCAUCAGUGACGACAGAGCUUCGAGUGGAACAGCGAGCACCUUCCUGGAGGCUGGACACGAAGCAGGCACUGUGACUCACUCCACUGACUUCCAAGUUCAGAGGAACCAAGAGCCAAGGGCAGGCGCUUCCAUCAUGGUGUCCCACCUGACCCCUGCAGAGACCUUCACUCUGGACAGCCUGACGGCCGUGGAGGUCGUCAACCUGUCUGUGUCUUGCACUGCCACCUGCCUCCCUUUCUCCUCUGUGCCCAAGGAGACCCCUGCCAGGGCUGUAUUCUCCUCCAGACAGACCCCUGUUCCCAUCACUCAUCAACCUGUGGGUUCCUUUGGGGUCGUGUCUACUCACUCCAGCAACUUGCGGGAUGAAGUCAGCGAGAGGAUGUUUAGUUUUUAUCAGGCCAAAGAAAAAUUUAAAAAAGAGCUGAAGAUUGAUGGAUUUCUGUACAGUGACUUGUCCGUACUAGCUUCUGAUAUACCGUAUUUCCCACCAGAGGAAGAGGAAGAAAAUUUGGAAGAGGGGAUUCACCUGGUGGUCUGCGUUCACGGCCUGGACGGGAACAGUGCAGACCUCCGGCUGGUAAAGACUUUCAUAGAACUGGGGCUUCCUGGAGGCAAACUGGACUUCCUCAUGUCUGAAAAGAACCAGAUGGACACAUUUGCAGACUUUGACACCAUGACGGAUCGGCUAUUGGAUGAAAUCAUUCAGCACAUCCAGCUGUACAACCUGUCCAUAUCCCGGAUAAGCUUCAUCGGCCAUUCCCUCGGUAACAUCAUCAUCCGAUCGGUCCUGACGAGGCCCCGGUUCCGGUAUUACCUCAACAAACUCCACACGUUCCUGUCGCUGUCGGGGCCUCACCUGGGGACCCUGUACAACAAUAGCACCCUGGUUAGUACAGGCUUGUGGCUCAUGCAGAAGUUGAAGAAGUCGGGGUCCCUCCUGCAGCUGGCCUUCAGGGACAACACUGAUCUGCGCAAGUGUUUCCUCUACCAACUCAGCCAAAAGACAGGUCUGCAGUAUUUUAAAAACGUCGUGCUGGUGGCUUCUCCCCAAGACCGCUAUGUGCCAUUCCAUUCAGCCAGGAUCGAAAUGUGCAAAACUGCCCUCAAAGACAGACACACGGGGCCCAUCUAUGCGGAAAUGAUCAACAACCUCCUCAGCCCCCUGGUCGAAGCCAAGGGCUGCACUCUGAUCCGACACAACGUAUUCCAUGCCUUGCCCAACACUGCCAACACCCUGAUUGGCCGAGCAGCCCACAUCGCCGUGCUGGACUCGGAACUCUUCCUGGAGAAGUUCUUCCUGGUGGCGGGACUCAACUACUUCAAGUAGCGGCCUUGAGGGAGCUGGCAUUGGGGAAAUCGCCAGGAACGCUGACGACCUGGGAGCGUUUGAGCUGAGACAUCCUUUUGUGGACCUCUGCCAUUCCGGAGUGGAGCCCAUAGGGACAGAGGGUGGGGUAGGACCGGACUUUCGAGGUGCUUCCAAUUUGGAGAUUUGGGGAAAGCUGAACCCGUCAUGUUAAAGACAACCGACUUGGUCCGAACCUGUCUCACCACCGGAGUCUCCUUCAAGAUGCUUUGUAGGGAAAAGAGGCGAAAAUAAAGAAACGAUACUUGGCGUGGGGGAGCCCACCUUUUUAACCACCACUGGCUCACGGUUUAACUAGAGGUGUCCAGUAUGUUACUAGCUCAUAGCUUUAUCAUUUUCGAUUAAAUUAAGUGCACACAAGCAUUUCAGAACUCAGGUUAACCUCUGUGCAGAGUGAACACAUUUGUGUAAAUAUAAAUCUUAAUAGAUUCAAUGUGCCACUUGUUCCAGAAAAUGUGAUGUCCAUGCUCUCACUCUCUCCUCAUGUUUUCUCGACAAGGGGCAAAGGAAUGCCCUGUAAACUCCACUUUUAUUUCCUAACAGCAGGGGGCGAUGUAAGUUGGGGCGGGGCAUAGACGUGAUGCUGUGGGUGCAAGUUCGUUACAAAGAAAACUAACUAGAAAAAGAACAUGGAGAUUGAGUUGGGCCAUCCACUUCUCCAGACUUUUUCUGUGCAUGGCCUUGGUCCGUCGAUGACUUGAGGGGAUUGCUUAAACCUCUGUCUGUGGGAGGGAAAGCUGGCUUAAACUAAAGCUAGCAGACGGGGGCGGAGGGGGGGCACUGAGAUUAAUGCACAUAUGUGUGAAGCUCCGGCUGGUGUACUUCCAAAGAAAUACCAUGUGAGCAUUUGAUGCAAUUGCAAAAAAAUUAAAACCAUUAGCGUAGCCAGCUGCUGCUCCUCUCCGUGGAAGGAGAAAAAACAUCUCAGUGGAGGAGUGCUGGAUAAAAAACCUCAGGGGAGCUCUAAGAAGGGUGCUGGUUAUCUUCCAAUAGACAUGUCUUCUUGCCUUAGGGAAACAAAGGGCUAGGAAAGGCCACCAUUGAGGAAACUCAAGAGUGAGGUCAGAGAGGAGAGCAACAGCCAAAGGGAAGACGCAAGUUGUUGUUGGUAUGUGGUUAAGCGGAAGUUUUGAAACUUACCAGGGUGUUUCAUAUGGUCCCAGAGAUGGAGUCCGCUCUGUGGGCUACAGGAGGCCCAGAGACUCACUUAGCUGUGUUAAAGGAACACGUCAGCCGGGAUGGCGGGGAUGAUAAGAUGGGAGACCCGUCUUCUGCACGUGAAAGCUCCCGCUUCUGGAAAAUUCCCUUUUAAAGUGUGGAAACUCACCUGGGACCAGAUUCCUGGUCCCGGCCCCAGGACCAGGCCCCUAGGUCACCGACACCAUGGUAACAAAACCAAGGAAAUCUUGGCUCAUCUGAGAAUUUUAUUUCUUUGCAUAUUAACAGUAUGGCUUUGGAAAACAAACCAGGCCAUGGGAGACACGUCCAGGUCGGCAACUUUGCAGAACAGACGUGUGGAUUUCUUGAGACAGAAAAAAGGGGGCGGGGGUGGUGGGGCUGGACGCUCUACAAAGGCAGACUUCCACACAAUGGAUUUAGAGUUUCUCCGUGGGUCUUCCUCGAAGUUUCAUUGCAUCCUAGCCUCAGCACAGAGGGCACCCGGAAGUCCUCUGGGCACUUUCCCACUGGGUAGUUUUCCAAGUUCCAAAUGGGCUUAGAUAAACUAUGUCACUCAUGAGCAGUGCCGACCCAGGAGGAAUUUGGUCCCUGCCGACCAGCCUGUGAUGUGGUUUUCCUGGCGAGUGGCCAGGCUCAGGAGCCUGUAGCGACGCCUCCUUCCGGGCCCCCUAAGGAGCCCUGCCUGUCUGAUGAGUGCAUUUUGUUUUGUUUCCACUUCCCAUCAGCAAAGUUUGUCAUUCCCUGGUCCUUUGAGAGACUGUGUCGCCGGCAGUUAUGGAGCUAGGGUGAGUCUGAUGACCAUUGUCUUUUCCAAAAGCCAGGUGCCAUUUUUAACUUUAAUAUGCUGCCUGGACAUAGUGAGAACUCAUGGCAAUAAAUGUCCAGCUGCAUGGUGCACCUCUUUUUUUUAUAGGGGUGCUCUGCUGUCUUUGUAACCCUCUCUGGCCUCUUAGCUUCUAUUAUAAUUGUGUAGAAAGGACAUCUCAGUUGUAAAUAAGAGUGUCAAGUGCCGUGUUAUCAUGCCUCAUUCGAAAAGGCUUUUUUAUGUGUCUUUUUAUUGAGUAUAGAUAUCAAAGAUAUAUAGAUAUAUAUAUUAUAUAUAUACACAUACAAAGUAUAUAUAAUAUAAAACAGGGACAUUCUGUUAUUAAUGAUGCAAAUUAUAAACAAAAUGCCUGCCAAGAUAAUGGUCUAGUAUGUCUUCAUUCUUGGCAUCAUUUUUGUUUUUUGUUUUUAUGAUUUGCUAAGUUCCUCAGAACUAGUUAGAAAUCAAAAUGACCUAUACUGAGAUUAAUUGGAAUUUGUCAUUCAGAGAAGCCGAUGUGAACCUAAAGUUACCCUGGGGCAGACUGAUUACCUCAAUGGUCAGGUGGAAAGCAGCUGGGUGCUCGGACCCUGGGGAGAAGGCGGAGUAACUCACUCCUUUCUUGUUCCUUAUCACGAUGUCUUCAUCUGUGUCCUUGUGGGUCUCCCGCAUAUGAAUCUAUGUCCUGGAGAGCAAGAACCAUGUCUAAGUUAUCACUGUACCCCUAUUGCUCUACCCAUUGCCUGGCAUAGAGUUGGGGUUCAGUAAGUGUUCGCUGAGAAGGGCCUGUUUGUCGUUGGAAGCUCACGCUGUCUUCUUUAGCCCGCAGCCAAUCCACAGCAGCUGAUUCUCUUACAGGAAUGGUUUGACUUUGGCUUAUGUUGAUCCUCUAAGCUGCUGAACUUGUAAGAGGAAAGUAGUUUCAAGAGAUAAGACAUCAUAGUGGUCCUUUUCUCUAAUGGAAAGAGCCACCUAUAUCUCUGGGGCAUGCUUCCAAGACGAGGAGGCGGGGGAGUGGGUUAAGUUUUCUUGUCUCUAUAAUAGAUUUGAAAGUAUCUACUUUGACAGGUAGUUGGGAGGAUGGAUGAGAAGGGAAGAGCCAAGUGUCUGGGACAGUGCCUGCUUAGAGGAGGUGCUUUAAACUUUGGGGAGGUACCGUAGGAAUAUUCUAUAACAAAAGGUUAGCUAUAGGAGAUUUUCUUGAUGAUUAGUUAAGAAAAUGUUACAUGGCCUCAAAGAAAUUCCUACAUGAUGGCUUGAGGGAGGUCACCUUUUUGAAACUUUAGGCUCAAGCUUCCUGCACUCACAGCAUUUUAUUACGAUUCCAGGAGCCUCCAAACUGGCAUUUUUCUAGCUCAAUUCAGUGCAUGACUGGAUGAUCUACAUAGUAAAACUAUUUCCCUGCUCAGGGUACACUGUAAGCCAUUGCUGAGACUUAGGGACAGACUGGAACUAGACGAUAUGACAUCUGAGUUAAGGUGUUUGGAAGUCUGAAUUCUGUGUGUCACUCAGCAUCUUUUGAUUGCUACACACUGAAAAGAUUUUAGCCCAACGUUAGAUUUGUUGCAUACGGCAGAAACCCUGCUUUGUCCUUCUUGCUCUGCAGAAGUUGAGUAUAAUUCAGGUACGUCUGACAACCUAUGCAUAUGUCUUUGCUUGUUUUUUAUUCUUUCCUUUAAAGAGAGCACCUCAUUCUGUCCCGUAUCCUGUCUUCUCUGUAUGUAAGUUCAUAUGAAAGUCUGAUUUCACCUUCACAAUGUCUCCGUGACUUACACUUGAAGGUAUUUCUUUUUGAACAGUGAUUAUUUAAGCUCUGCCUGUUUCUGUGCUCAGCAUCAGUGGCUGCAGAAAUUAACCAGACAGGACCCUGCCCGUCCUUCAAGAAUUUACUGUCUAGUGAGGGGAACAGAUGCCCACUUAAGCAGAAGGAUGUCCACGUAGAGAGAAUAAUGAGGCAAGAGAAAAAGGCGGGAAACAUUGAGAAUAUUAUCAUCCCAGCACUCUUAAAAACAAAUCAUACUCCUGGUAUUGGGGUUUUGAGGUCCCAUGAGGGUCUGAAAGCAGAAAACCUGCCCAGGUAAGAUGUCACAGUGAAAUCAGCCAUGUCACUCAGGUAGGACUUCAAAGCUUCUUCGGGGCUACCACCCCCAGGUCAGUGUCAAGUUAGGAAAUUUGCAAAAAGAGAAGCUAAAUAGUGCAUAAUACAGCCCGUCUGUCAAGAAGCGCCUCCUCCUGAGAGGCAUAUGCCCUGUCGGUAGGACAACGUCUUCGAAGGCUCUGUGGUGUAUCUUUCUACUUGUUUUCAAAUUAAUAGACACACGUAGAUGAUCAAAUGAGACACACCGAUAGUGUCCACAAGCACUACCAUGCUCAGACUUGACCAGGAAAACUAGCCUGUGGCUUGUGGUCAUUGAUCACACAGGGCAGGGCUCUGGGAUUGUAUUAUUUUAUUUUAUUUUUAGUUUGGUUGUUUUCAAAUGUGAGUGGCUGCAUUAUGGAAGGGAGGCAGGGUCUUUGGCAUGGUCCCUUUCUCUGAAGAAGGCCUGAAUGUAUAGCUUGAUGCCACUGUGAAUUCCUAACGUGUCUUUAUUGUGGUGACAAUAUCUGUAUACAAUAGUUACAGUCUCCCGCACACCCUUGCAAACUGUAAAGCAUCAGUCAUAACGAAGUUAUUAGUGCCGAUAUAAUUCUACUAUUUUUCUACAUGGGCUCUUUGGUUGGCAUUUUGUGUAGCUCGUGGUGUGUAUAAAUGAAAACAACGACAAUAAAAAUCCCCUGACUUUC
This is a messenger RNA of Hipposideros armiger (great roundleaf bat), 11691 nucleotides long. RefSeq names its product family with sequence similarity 135 member B (gene FAM135B). Gene Ontology annotation, biological process: lipid metabolic process. Lineage: Eukaryota; Metazoa; Chordata; Mammalia; Chiroptera; Hipposideridae. The transcript has 12 exons. The record is from RefSeq and is a predicted model, not a curated record. Bases 3345 to 6884 code for a protein of 1179 amino acids.